AUGACCGCGAGUGAAAGCCUGGGAUACGGCCUGAUGGGCUUCGGACCGGCGCUGGCCAUGUUCGCGUUGACCAUCGCGCGACACCCGAGCCGAGUCGUGGUGCUGCUCCUGUCCUCCUUCAGCUGGAUACUGUCGCUGCUGCUGUCCUCGCUCGCCUGGUUCGUGCUCUCGCCGCUCGGCUCAUCCCUGGACGUGGUCGUGGCCAUCGCCGUGCUCUUCCAGGAGGGCUCCCGACUCGCCACGCUACAGGCGCUGCGCAAGGCAGACCACUCGCUCAAGUUGGCUGCGCUCGCCGGAGAUGCGCAACUGGCUCGGAGCAGGGCUGCGCUGGCGUACGCUUCGGGCCUCGGCUUCGGCGUCGCCAGUGGAGCCUGCUCACUGCUCAACCCGCUGGCGGACAUUGCCGAUGCGGGAGUUCCUCCCGGUGUCGCGGGUACCGCCAAGAGGUACGUCUCAUGA
Molecule: messenger RNA, 459 nt
Organism: Rhipicephalus microplus (southern cattle tick)
Lineage: Eukaryota; Metazoa; Arthropoda; Arachnida; Ixodida; Ixodidae
Product: gamma-secretase subunit Aph-1
Biological process (GO): positive regulation of catalytic activity; protein processing
Cellular component (GO): membrane
Source: RefSeq, a predicted model, not a curated record